AUGACAACAGGAAUAACAGAAAUAGACGAACCAGUUUUCGUUAGUGAUGAUAAUGAAAAUACAAAUGUUGGACGACGCCUACUUCCACCCGGUAAUUUAGAAGGCAAAGGUAGUAGUAGUCGCCUUCUAAUACCACAGAACUACUGGUGGAUACUAAAUCCAAGAGAACCAAUAACCACCUACCUGGAACUAUUCUCCUGGAAAUUCUACGCGUUCGGGUCUGAGGUCUAUGCGAUAAUCUCUUUAUCCUUCAUGGGUCUAAUUCUCGAACGUCUGGCCUCCCAACAAGGCGUAGUAACCUCCGACUACAUCACCCCAUGCACAAACUCCUCGGCACUUGUAGCAUCCGAGGAAAUCAGAUGUGUGGUGAAAAUUUUCGGGAAACAUGUAGACACAGCCGCGUUUAGCAUGUACACUUUUUCAUCGAGCGUUUUUUUGCAGGCUAUUACGGCAAUUUCGAUUGGGGCGGCUGCUGAUCAUGGAACAAUGCGAAAAUUUUUGUUGCUGCUAUUUUCGUAUGUUGGGGCGGUGUCGACAAUGCUGUUUUUGGCGCCCAGUUUGUUCCUUGCUUUUGUGGCUAUUUUGUCGAAUGUUUGUUUUGGGGCAUCGUUUGUGUGCUUGAAUGGUUUUUUACCGGUUUUGGUAAGAAAUCAUCCGGAUAUACGCAAAAUCGUCAAUGAUAUUAAUUAUUAUCUUGGUGAUAAAACUCGAAGUAAUACUGCGGUAAACGACAAUGAUGACUUAACAACAGAAACUACUGCAGCAGGAAAUAAUCUAUAUAUAAAUGAGAAUAUUGAACAAGUGUCAUUAUUGAAUGAUGCUAAUGAAGAUGAAGAAUCGAGAACAACAAGAGUCUCACCAUCGUCAUCAUUAGCAAAAGACGAGAAAUUAACAAACCUCUUCGAAGAGCUAACAACAACUAAAGAACAAUUAAGUUCUCGUAUUUCCCUACAAGGUUUCUCAUGGGGAUAUCUUGGCGGGAUUAUUCUGUUAAGCGUGUGUUUUCUAAUUUCAAUGUCACUCGACGGAUCCGUAUAUAGUCUUCAGAUCGGUGUGUUUCUCUCGGGUUUAUGGUGGUGUCUGGUCACUUUGAUAGUGUCAAGAUGGCUGCCAAAUCGCCCUGGACCGCCGUUGAAAAAUGUUUCUGGUGAGAGGUUGAGGUGGACCAAUUAUGUCACGUAUUCGUGGAGUCAUUUGUGGUUGACUGUUAAAGAAGCGAAAAAUUUGACAAUGACUUUUCGAUUUUUGGUUGCGUGGUUUUUGUUGUCUGAUGGAUAUACUACAAUUUCAUCAGUAUCAUUGUUGUUCGCACAGACAACUUUACAACUACCAUCUACAAGUUUAAUCUUCAUGGCACUAAUAACCCCAAUUUCCGCGCUAUUCGGCACAAUCAUCUGGCCAAAACUGCAAAUCGGCUGGUUGAACCGAACACCAAAACAAACGAUCAUCACCCUUCUCUUUUUAUUUUCAAUUAUCCCGUUGUACGGCUGUCUCGGAUUCGUACUACCCAUUGGCGGACUAAAAUCCGCGUCGGAAAUGUACUUUCUGGCAGUGCUUUUUGGUUUUUUGGUGGGUAACAUACAAGGAUAUUGUCGGACACUGUUUUCAGAGUUGAUUCCGCGUGGGAGAGAAACAGAGUUUUUUGCGUUGUAUGCUGUUACUGAUAAGGGAUCUAGUUGGUUAGGGCCGAUGUUGGUGGCGAUCAUAACCGGUGAGUUUUCCGACUUAUUGCAGUCCUUGUAUUGA
Molecule: messenger RNA, 1746 nt
Organism: Ambispora gerdemannii
Lineage: Eukaryota; Fungi; Glomeromycota; Glomeromycetes; Archaeosporales; Ambisporaceae
Source: the annotation of a GenBank genome assembly